CGUUCGUGCUUCUCGGUUUCCUCCUCUGUAAGAUGGUGGUAGCCCUGUACCUGUGAAGAUGGAGAUGAGCGUCUAUAGCACACAGACUUUCUCCACAUGCAGUGCUUUCUGCUGUUAGGAGAGUCAGAACCUUGACCCCGAUGUUCAGAAGACUUAGACGUCAGCACCGUGUGGCCUGGUGACUGUUGGGGCCCAUCUGACCUGCGUCCAGCUGCCUCCCAACCUGUGGUAACUGGCAGAGAGCACGGUGCAUGUAUGACGGAGCUGUGCCCAGCAAACACAAGCUUGAGAACAUGGAAAGCCCUUUUUUCUUGGCAGCUCUAACGAUGUCUGACAAGAACCAGAUAGUGGCCAGAGUUUCCCUUAUCGAGCAGCUGAUGUCUCAAAGGAAUUUUGAGGAUCUCGGCCAUCACCUCACUGUGCUGGAAACUCUGCAUGUGACUCCAGAGCACCUUCAGGAGACGGGGGUGGUCAGGGCGGUGUACAGAGUCCUCAAAAACUGCCCCACAGUGGCUUUGAAGCAGAAAGCCAAGCGUUUGCUGUCAGAAUGGAAAGUGCUGUAUAAGGAUACUCUCUGCAAGCCAGAGGGCAGCCCUAAACAAUUUCCUCCGGGUGGAAGUCAAGAAGAAAAUCGAGGACUUCCUCCUGACCCAAAUCAGGAGGGGGAGGUACGGGGUGGCUCCAGGUAUAAUUGUCUGUUCACAUCCCAAGAUGUGGCGGGAGCUGUUGAAACGAUCGUGCCGGAAGACAGCUGCAGCGGAGUGGAGCCUAAGGCAGUGCCUCUGAGCGCCUGGGACUCUCAGUCCACCGACCUGGCAGAGAGUGGGCAGCCGGACCCCAUAGUGCCCGUGAGAGCCAGAUGCACAGAGCUGCUGUACGAAGCUCUAACUGCUUCCUCCCCGUGCCAGCCCAGAGCCCACGUGUGGCCCAACUUGGCACAAGAAAUCGAAGCGCACGUUUUUGCCCUUCACCCCAAGAACCUCCAAAAAUACAAAACAUGCAUCCGCAGCAAAGUGGCCAAUCUAAAGAACCCCCGCAAUUCUCACUUACAGCAGAACUUGCUCUCUGGGACCAUGUCUCCAAGAGAAUUUGCUGAAAUGACCGCCAUGGAGAUGGCCAGCCAAGAACUGAAGCAGUUGAGAGCCUCCUACACGAAAUCUGCCUUACGGGAACAUUACCUGCCCCAAGUGGUGGAGGGCACGCUGACGAGGAAAAUAAAAUGCGAGCGCUGUGAGAAAUUCAACUGCCAGGUCACUGUCAUCCCCAGAGGGACACUCUUCCUUCCAAGUUGGGUGAGGAAUCCAGGCCCAGAUGAAGAAAUGAUGACCUAUGUCAUCUGCAAUGAAUGUGGGGAGCAGUGGUAUCAUAGCAAGUGGGUGUGCUUGUGAUUAUAAAUAAAUGUUCUUUUAACAGCA
Messenger RNA from Bubalus bubalis (water buffalo), 1415 nucleotides. RefSeq names its product transcription elongation factor A N-terminal and central domain containing (gene TCEANC). The transcript has 4 exons. The record is from RefSeq and is a predicted model, not a curated record. Bases 252 to 1388 code for a protein of 378 amino acids. Gene Ontology annotation, cellular component: nucleus. Gene Ontology annotation, biological process: DNA-templated transcription. NCBI's taxonomy places the organism in Eukaryota, Metazoa, Chordata, Mammalia, Artiodactyla, Bovidae.